CCAGUUUUCCUCGGUGCAGUAACCAUUCCGUCCAGCAGGCGGCGGCAGCGCGUAUUGACUCAAGCCGCCAUUAUCCCGUAGCAGAAGGAGGAAGAACAGAGGGGAAGCAUCCAGGAAUUCUGCCACAGUUCUCCUGAAAAACCUCCUCUGCGCCAUGGAAAUGUCGGGAGCGGACAGCGACUGGAGGAGCCCGCAGUUCCGACAGAAAGUCGUGGCUCAGAUCGAAGAAGCCAUAAGGAAGGCAGGAACCUCGAACACCACGCACAAGUCGGGCACGGACAUGGAGAACCACGUCUACGUCAAAGCCAAAUCCAGGGAGGAGUAUUUAUCUCUGGUGGCCCGGCUGAUCAUUCACUUCCGAGACAUCCAUAAGAAGGCUCUUGGAGGUUCAGUCGGCGGACCGGGACCUAUGCCCAUGCAGCAGUUGGUGCAGCAGCAGCAACAGCAGCAGCAGAACGCCAUGCAGUUCCAGCAGUUCCAGCAACAGCAGCAGAACGCCAUGCAGCAGCAGCAGAACGCCAUCCAACAGCAGCAGCAGCAGCAGCAGAACGCCAUCCAGCAGCAGCAGCAGUUCCAGGUGCAGCAACAGCUGAGGGCACAGCAGCAACAGAUGCAGCAGCAGCUCCAACAUAAUUCAGCGGCAGCAUUUGUUCUGAUGUGA
Molecule: messenger RNA, 661 nt
Organism: Oreochromis niloticus (Nile tilapia)
Lineage: Eukaryota; Metazoa; Chordata; Actinopteri; Cichliformes; Cichlidae
Product: mediator of RNA polymerase II transcription subunit 15
Exons: 6
Coding region: 155-661 (168 amino acids)
Biological process (GO): regulation of DNA-templated transcription
Molecular function (GO): transcription coregulator activity
Source: RefSeq, a predicted model, not a curated record